AUGUCAGGAAACAAAGCCUCGAAAGUCAAAGGUGACGCUAAAUACUAUGUUGGCAUGGCAAAAGAAAAAGUUGGUGAGGCGAUCGGUAACGAAAAAUUAAGUGAACAGGGGAAAGCCGACAAGUUGGCCGGAACUUCGGAACGUGAAGCUGCUUCUGUUCGAGAUGACGAAAAAUCAAAACAUGACGACACCACAAAAAAGCAAGUCGACAAAAUUAUUAAUAAGGCCGACGAUAUUAUGAAUGCAAGCAUCGAAAAUACUCAGAAAGAGAGGGCCGACAAGAAUGAUGCAGACAAUACUAAUCAUAAGAGCAAAUUGUAA
Molecule: messenger RNA, 321 nt
Organism: Acaulospora morrowiae
Lineage: Eukaryota; Fungi; Glomeromycota; Glomeromycetes; Diversisporales; Acaulosporaceae
Source: the annotation of a GenBank genome assembly